Molecule: messenger RNA, 2801 nt
Organism: Arabidopsis lyrata subsp. lyrata
Lineage: Eukaryota; Viridiplantae; Streptophyta; Magnoliopsida; Brassicales; Brassicaceae
Product: probable LRR receptor-like serine/threonine-protein kinase At4g37250
Exons: 2
Coding region: 393-2693 (766 amino acids)
Biological process (GO): protein phosphorylation
Molecular function (GO): protein kinase activity; ATP binding; receptor serine/threonine kinase binding
Source: RefSeq, a predicted model, not a curated record
AAUUAUAAACAAUUUACAACUUUACCUGCAUAUGAUAUAAAUGUCUUGUAGCUUACUAAUUCUAAGAAUCUAUCUACUUGUUUCUUCGGUUCACUAACUAAAGAGAGAGGAGAGAGAGAGAAAAAGUACAAUUUGAUAUAAUAAAUGAAGAAGACCGUAACAAGAAGUGUGUAGUCGUAUUGAUUAUAGAAUUAAAGAAACUCUGCAAUAUUUUUGCAGAGAGACAGAGACACAAAGAAAGAGAAAGAGAGAGAGCAUUUAGGGAGCAGGAAGUGGAGUGUUUGGUUACGUGAGCUGUUUUCUUUCUCUAUCUUUAACUCUCUUCACACCUCUCUCUCUUUCUCUUCUUCAUAUCUCUCUCUCUCUAUCUGUCACGUUAGUGUGAUGAAGCCAUGAAAAUGGAGUUGAUUUCAGUGGUUUUCUUCUUCUUCUUUUGCUCUGUUUUGAGUUCCUCUGGUUUGAACUCUGAUGGAUUGGUUUUGAUGAAGUUCAAAUCCUCUGUUCUUGUUGAUCCUCUGUCUUUAUUACAGACAUGGAACUACAAACACGAAACUCCAUGUUCUUGGAGAGGAAUCUCUUGUAACAACGAUUCUAAAGUCUUAACCUUGUCUCUUCCCAAUUCUCAACUUCUUGGUUCGAUUCCUUCUGAUUUGGGUUCUCUCUUAACACUUAAAAGUCUCGAUCUUUCCAACAAUUCCUUCAAUGGGCCAUUACCGGUUUCUUUCUUCAACGCUAGAGAGCUUCGUUUCCUCGAUCUCUCUAGUAACAUGAUCUCCGGCGAAAUCCCUUCCGCAAUUGGUGAUCUUCACAAUCUUCUAACCCUAAAUCUCUCUGAUAAUGCCUUGGCGGGAAAGUUACCUGCGAAUUUGGCGUCAUUGAGAAACCUAACGGUGGUUUCUUUGGAGAAUAAUUACUUUUCCGGCGAAAUUCCCGGCGGUUGGAGAGUUGUUGAGUUCUUAGACCUAUCGUCGAAUCUGAUCAAUGGCUCGCUACCACCUGAUUUUGGCGGGGAUAGUCUCCGGUACUUGAACGUCUCGUUUAAUCAAAUCUCCGGCGAAAUUCCACCGGAGAUUGGAGUCAAUUUCCCCCGAAACGUCACCGUUGAUCUCUCCUUCAACAACUUAACCGGUCCAAUACCAGAUUCUCCGGUUUUCUUUAACCAGGAAUCGAAUUUCUUUUCAGGAAACCCGGGUCUAUGCGGUGAACCAACCCGUAACCCGUGUCUUAUCCCUUCCUCGCCGUCAAUCGCCUCCAACGCCGACGUGCCGACGUCUACACCAGCAAUCGCCGCCAUACCGAACACAAUCGGUUCAAACCCGGUUACCGAUCCAAAAUCACAACAAACCGACCCAAAUGCCCGAACCGGGUUACGACCCGGAGUUAUAAUCGGAAUCGUAGUCGGGGAUAUCGCCGGAAUCGGAAUCCUCGCCGUAAUUUUCCUCUACAUCUACAGAUGCAAGAAGAACAAGAUUGUGGAUAAUAACAACGACAAGCAAAGAACAGAAACGGACACAAUUACGCUAUCACCAUUUACUUCUUCUUCUUCUUCACCAGAAGAAUCAAGAAGAUUCAAGAAAUGGUCGUGUCUACGAAAAGAUCCUGAAACGACGCCGUCUGAAGAAGAUAAUGAUGAAGACGAAGAAAGCGGUUACAAUGCAAAUCAACGGUCAGGAGAUAACAAGUUAGUGACCGUUGAUGGAGAGAAAGAGAUGGAGAUUGAGACUCUGCUUAAGGCUUCAGCUUAUAUUUUAGGAGCCACUGGUUCGAGUAUAAUGUAUAAAGCCGUUCUUGAAGACGGAAGGGUUUUCGCAGUUCGUCGGCUCGGUGAGAACGGUUUGAAUCAGCGCCGGUUUAAGGAUUUUGAGUCGCACAUUCGAGCCAUUGGCAAAUUGGUUCACCCGAAUUUGGUUAGACUUUGUGGGUUCUAUUGGGGUACCGACGAGAAAUUGGUCAUUUACGAUUUUGUCCCUAACGGCAGCCUCGUCAACCCCCGUUACCGAAAAGGAGGAGGCUCUUCUUCGCCGUAUCACCUACCAUGGGAAACUCGGCUCAAGAUAGCAAAGGGCAUUGCACGUGGGCUGUCUUAUCUCCACGAGAAGAAGCAUGUGCAUGGAAACUUGAAGCCUAGUAACAUACUUUUGGGCCAUGACAUGGAGCCCAAAAUAAGCGAUUUCGGACUCGAAAGGCUUCUCACAGGUGAAACGAGUUACAUCCGAGCUGGUGGAUCUUCUCGGAUUUUUAGUAGUAAGCGUUACACAACUUCAUCGCGAGAAUUCUCGUCUAUGGGGCCUACACCAAGCCCGAGUCCGAGCUCGGUGGGGCCGAUGUCACCCUACUGCGCACCAGAGUCUUUCCGGAGCCUAAAACCGAGUCCGAAAUGGGACGUUUACGGCUUUGGUGUGAUCCUUCUCGAGCUUCUCACGGGAAAGAUUGUGUCUGUUGAAGAGAUUGUGCUAGGAAAUGGACUGACGGUUGAGGACAGGCACCGCGCAGUGAGAAUGGCUGAUGUGGCUAUCCGCGGCGAGUUAGAUGGCAAACAAGAGUUUUUACUCGAUUGUUUCAAGUUAGGGUAUAGCUGUGCAUCUCCUGUGCCUCAAAAGAGGCCAACGAUGAAAGAAUCUUUGGCUGUUCUUGAAAGAUUCCAUCCUAACUCCUCUGUUAUUAAGUCUUCAUCGUUCCAUUACGGACAUUAAUAUCAGUUUGAUACAACUAGUUAGUCAAUUUGAUUUUAUUGCUAACUUGUUUCGUUGUAUAAAAAUUUGUAUUUCUUGUUUUUGUUUACGAAAUUUGAUUUCAUAACA